This is a messenger RNA of Bombus huntii, 1587 nucleotides long. RefSeq lists its product as uncharacterized. The transcript has 4 exons. Bases 1 to 1587 code for a protein of 528 amino acids. The record is from RefSeq and is a predicted model, not a curated record. Lineage: Eukaryota; Metazoa; Arthropoda; Insecta; Hymenoptera; Apidae.
AUGGAUAGUUCCUCUUAUGACAGCGAGACUAAGUGUUAUUGUGUGAUAUUUACCGUAAAAACGUCAAGACUUUCCAAAAAACAAUUAUUAAAAAAAAUAACGGACAUAGAAGAAGACUAUUCAGUGUGCGAUAAAAAAGAAACUUCAGGAACUGAAAACACCAUGGAAACACAUGAAAAACUAUUUAUAACCGAAUCAGAGUUAGACAGCAAUAGAGAAGGGGAGAAUAUUAUAAAUAAGCGUUCAGGGCAAAAGAGAAAAAAAUUAUCGUUUACAGCAAAGAGUGAGUUUGAUGUAGAGAACCCACGUAUCAAAAUUGGGGCCGAUGGGACAGUUCGGAAAGAAAUAGAUGCAAGUCCUAAACCUGGCAGGACAUCAGCUCAGAAUAUUUUUAGGGAUAUGUCAGGUCCGACAGGAUAUGCUAAGCGGCAUAUAAUGAAAGAACAAGUAAAAACGGCAUUUUAUCUUAUCAUUGAUCACCGUAUAAAGGAUCAUAUAAUAAAAUAUAUGGAAGAAGGAGCAUUUAGAGCAUUGGGAACUAAGAGGGAGCUAGAUGCAACAGAACUACAUCAAUUUAUUGCUCUGAUAUAUCCAUGGUUCAUAUCAGGCAAAGAAUUUAGGAAUGACUUUGCUGAAAUUAUGAGGUUUAUACGCUUUGAUAAGAAGAGCGAAAAAAACCAACAUUUACGAACCAAUAAAUUUGCAAUGGUAUCUACAGUAUGGGACCGAUUUAUAGAGAAUUCACAAAAUUGUUAUAAACCUGGUGCAUACAUUACUGUUGAUGAGCAGUUGUUUCCGUCGAAGACUAGGUGUAGAUUUACCCAGUAUAUGCCGAACAAACCAGACAAAUUCGGCAUAAAAUUCUGGUUGGCAUGUGACGUCAAUAAUAAGUGUAUAAUAAAUGGAUUUCCCUAUUUGGGAAAGGAUGAGAAAAGAGAAAAUUCAAUUCCACUUGGGAAAUUCGUUGUUCUGAAGCUGAUGGAACCAUUCACAGGAUGUGGAAGGAACGUAACGACGGAUAAUUUUUUUACGAGUGUAUCACUGGCCACAAAGCUACUUGCAAAAAAAACUACAAUUGUUGGAACAAACAGUGAAAAUAAACGGGAAUUGCCAAAGAUAGAAAAAAAUCGAACAGACAAAAUGACUCUGUUUUUAAGCAAACUUUAUAUUUCAAAUCAAAUUUCCUUUACAGUAUACAAAUGCAAACCAACAAAAAAAGCUUUUGUGCCAAGUUCCAUGCACAAAGUAAUAGAAAUUAAAACAAGCAACAAACGUAUACUGGAAUCGAUUAGAUUUUAUAAUGAUACAAAAUUUGGUGUGGACAUAGUGGACCAGAUGUCAAGGAAAUACAGCGUGAAAUCAAAAUCUCGUAGGUGGCCCCUCCAGUUACAGAGCUCGUCGCUAAGUAUAAAAAAUUGCGUGGAAAAGACCAUGCAACAAAACUAUCAAGUUCAGAUUCAUUACUACGAAAAACUUGUCAAGUUAAAUAUUGUAAAGGUUACAAAACUACGAAAAUCUGUUCGAGAUGUGAGAAAGAAUAUAUUUGAUGACAAGAUAAUUUGUAAAAAGUGCAGCAAACAUGAAUAA